AUGUGGAUGGGACUUACCAUCACGGGAGAGAGAAUAACGACAAAGAUCCGAGAGCGUCUCCUAGCGGCAAUUCUGGAACAAGGCGUGGGGGGUGCGAUGGAUAUCGGUUCAGGAGAAAUCACAACUCGCCUCAGUGCUGGCUGCGACCUGGUCCAAGAAGGCAUCUCCAGUAAACUUGGACGCGUCUUGGCUGCUUUCGCAGGAGUGAUUGCUGCAUUUUGCGUGGCAUACUCGAGACAUUGGAAACUGGCAUUGAUGAUGAGCAGCGGGCUCAUAGCCUUCGCCUUAACAGGUGCCACAGGCGCCGGCAUCAUGAAGCGCUUCACGGACAGAUCGACGUCAGUCCAGGGUGAAGCGUCUGGAAUAGCACAUGAGGCGAUCAGUGGCAUAUCCUUCGUCAUGGCAGCCUCAGCCCAAGACAGGAUGGCAGAGAAAUAUUCUUCCACGCUAAAAGCCGGCCACAAACCCGCGAUUCUUUCUAGGGCGUUAGCAGACGUGACGGUCGCAGUCAUCACAUGUAUCGCUACCCUUCUCUUCGCUCUGGCAUUUUGGCAGGGCUCCAAGUUCUUCGCCGCCGGCGAGGCAGAUAUUGGCGAUAUCAUGACCGUUCUUCUGGCUGUUCUUCUAGGCACAGCAUCUCUGGGCCUGGUCGCGCCUAACGCACAAGCUUUGACAGCUGCCGUUGCGGCGGCCUCCCACAUCUUCGAGAUCAUCAACCACCCCAGGGUUAUAGAUUCCACAUCUGAUGAAGGGGAAAAGCCUGAAGUCGUGGAAGGGUCUAUCUCUUUCAAGAACGUUAACUUCGCAUACCCUACCCGGAACGAUGUAGAAGUUCUGAAAGGCCUUACCGUUACCCUUCAAGCUGGUAAAACGACAGCUUUAGUUGGGGCUUCCGGUUGUGGCAAAAGUACUAUCAUCAACCUGAUUCAAAGGUUUUAUGAUCCCACCUCCGGUACGAUUGAACUAGACGGCAAAUCUCUCAGCGGUCUUAGUGUGCGAUGGCUUCGCAGCAACAUGGCAGCUGUCAGUCAAGAGCCGGUGCUUUUCAACGCAACCAUAUAUGAAAACAUUGCCUUUGGCCUUCGGAAAACAAUGAAAACCUACACUCUUGAGGAGGAGAAGACUUUGGUGUUUCAGGCAGCAAGAAGUGCCCAUGCGCAUGAGUUUAUCAUGGCUCAGGAUAGGGGUUAUGGCACCAUGGUUGGUGACCGCGGCGGACUGCUGUCAGGUGGCCAGCGGCAGAGAAUCGCCAUUGCGCGAGCAAUGGUGUCUGAUCCCAAAAUCCUCCUGCUGGACGAGGCCACAUCCGCACUGGAUACUACCUCGGAGAAUUUUAUCCAAGCGGCAUUGACUGCCGCGCAGCGAGACAGAACUGUCGUCAUGAUUGCCCACCGCCUGUCCACCGCUAGAAACGCAGACUGCAUAGUGGUUCUCGAUGGUGAUGGCGUUGCGGAGCAAGGCACGUACGAUGAGUUGAUGGCACUGAGAGGCGUCUUCUUCAAGCUUGCUAGCGCUCAGGGUGCUGACAAACAGCAUCGAGAAGCGAAGGACUUGAAUCUGACAACAUCGGACUCAUUCAAGCGCAGAAAUGCUGCCAAGAAGUCGCAGUCCUCCUACGGCCACGACAGUGACCGCCUGUCCGCAGUGCGGAAUGACGACUCGGUAAAUGUGCCGUUGGGUGCUAGUGCCCCUGCUGAGCAGCUGGCAGGGGGCCAAUAUACACGCAACGAAGUUAUAAGAUUUGUUGCCCAGUACAACUCCAAGUCGCCUUAUUUGUGCAUCUUUGGGCUAUUUUGGGCGGUCGUGUCAGGUUCGGUAUCCACCAUCCAGUCCUACGUCCUCGCUCAGGCCAUUACUGCUUUCAGCGAAUCAUCUGUUCGGCCAGGGUUUACGAGUAACAUCAACCACUGGUCGCUCAUGCUUGUUGUGAUUGCUUUCGUACAAUGCGUCUCAUCAAUUGCCCGAGGAUUCAGUCUGGCUGUCUGCACUGAGCGGUUCGUUUUGAGACUUCGCCGUGCUGCAUUUAGCCUCAUAAUGCAGCAGAGCAUGUCUUUCUUCGACGCCGAAGGCGGCGCAUCCCUCACGACGUUCCUGUCAACACUGGCCAGCGAUUUAAACGGAUUGGGUGCUUCUCUGAUGGGAACCUUCGCAGUCGGGCUUGUCGGCCUGCUCUCUGCUGUUGGGCUGGCCAUAGGAAUUAACUGGAAACUCGGCCUAGCGUUCUCGGCCACGGUUCCUGCGCUCCUGGCUUCUGGAUAUCUAUAUGGCGCUUUUGCCAGCAAGAGAGAACAGCAAUCCCGACAGUUCUACGCGGAGGCCGUCAGUCGUGCCAGCGAAGCUAUUGACUGCAUAAUGACGGUGGCCUCCCUCGCUCUGGAGUCGCAUGUGAAGGAAAGUUUCCACAACUCCCUUCUGGAAAUGCGCCACCGCAGCAUGAAGACGGCGCAUAAAGCCUGUUGUGUUUACGCUGUGUCUCAGGCAGCGCAGUACUUAUGCUUCGCCGGAUGUUUUUACUACGGCGGCUGGCUCAUGGCUGAUAAGCAGGCAACAAUGAUGCAGUUCUUCGUCUGCUUCAACGCCGUCGUAACCAGCACCCCUGCUAUGGGUAGCUGCUUUGGCUUUCUUCCCGAUGUCCAUAAAGCCAACCAGGCUGUAAGGAUUUUGAUGGGGCUGCUGCACAAACGACCGCUGAUAGACGCUUCGAGCGACGGAGGUCUCGUUGUUGAAGCCUCUUCUGGGAAACUCAAUCUCGACAAGGUUACUUUUUGGUAUCCUAGUGCCAGCGGUUCACCAGAAAACACACUCAACGACAUCAACCUGAGCGUUCAUUACGGCCAGUUCAUUGCUCUUGUCGGCCCCAGCGGAAGCGGCAAAAGCACUAUUCUGUCACUCCUCGAGAGGUUUUACGACCCACAGGCCGGAAGCGUCUCACACGAUGGAAAAGACAUUCGCUUACUUCAACUGAAGUCUCUUCGGAGACACAUGGCGUUUAUAACGCAGGAGACUGUACUAUUCUCUGGCAGCAUCCGCGAUAACCUUCUCCUUGCGGCGCCGGAUUCUACAGCCGUAACUGAAGAGAUGCUGGACAAUGCCAUCAGGGCAGCUGCUUUGGGCGACGUUAUAGAUUCACUUCCACAAGGGCUAAACACUAGGGUUGGAUACCGUGGAACAUCGUUAUCCGGUGGUCAAAGACAGAGAAUCGCGGUUGCUCGGGCAUUGAUAAACAAUCCAAGUAUUCUAUUGCUUGACGAGGCUACGUCGGCGCUGGACACUGUUUCAGAGCGCAUAAUCCAGGACGCAAUUAGCAAGGCUGGCAAGGGACGGACAACAGUAGCCGUUGCCCAGAGACUGAGCACUAUCAAAGAAGCUGAUUGUAUCUACGUUGUAGAGCAAGGUUCCAUAGUAGAGUCCGGGACUCACGACGAGCUCCUUCUCCGUGACAGAUUGUAUGCAAAAAUGUGGUGGGAUGGGCAGGGAUCCACGUAA
Molecule: messenger RNA, 3486 nt
Organism: Colletotrichum truncatum
Lineage: Eukaryota; Fungi; Ascomycota; Sordariomycetes; Glomerellales; Glomerellaceae
Product: ABC multidrug transporter mdr1
Biological process (GO): transmembrane transport
Cellular component (GO): membrane
Molecular function (GO): ATP hydrolysis activity; ABC-type transporter activity; ATP binding
Source: RefSeq, a predicted model, not a curated record